This is a messenger RNA of Pieris napi, 1965 nucleotides long. RefSeq lists its product as uncharacterized. The transcript is spliced from 2 exons. The record is from RefSeq and is a predicted model, not a curated record. Lineage: Eukaryota; Metazoa; Arthropoda; Insecta; Lepidoptera; Pieridae. Bases 797 to 1891 code for a protein of 364 amino acids.
GUCGGACUUACAAGCUAGCCGCAGGAAUUUGGGGAUGAUUAAUAUUGGAUUAUGUUGGGGUUGGUUUACCCUUUUAAAUGACACCCCCCUUACCCCGCGGAGACGCUUAUUUUUUUUUAAAAAUGCAUUUUAAAGUGCGUAUAAAGGAACGUGAUUUUUUGUAUAACAUAUUUAUUGUAGCGAAAUAUUGUUGUAAAACCAAUUCGUAUUUUAUCAAAAUACAAUAUUUUUAAUGUUAUAUAAUGUUAUGUUGUUCAUAGUAUUUAUUUAUAAUUUUAUUUUAAUUUUUAGUAAUAUAUAUUUGAAACGGAACGAAACGUCACAUUUCACGAAACGUCAUAUAGCGAGCGUCUUGUUAUGCGUUUGAUGCGCCAACGCCAUUCCGUUGCUAUCCUGCGUACGCGAGUUUUGUAAUCCUGAGUUUUGAUAUUUUUUAACGACUUUUACUUGUUUCUGGACUCCGAUAUCUGCACAAUUAUCGACCUUCGCUUGUUUUUUGGAUUCUGAUAUCUGCACAAUUUAUCGACCUUGGCUUGUUUGUUGGAUUUAAGUCUGCAAUACGUGUCUUGACUUGACUUGUUAAAAUGGCGUCGUCUGCCGAAUCUGCCGCCGCUCCUAUUGAAAACGAAGGUAAAAGAAUUAGCUUUUCUCUACAAAAAUGUCUUUAAUGUAAAGAUACUUAUUUAUACACACCUCUACUAAAAGGUUUUUCUGCGGAAAUUACUCGUUUUCGAGAUAUUUUAAUUUUUCAAAUUUUCAAUACAUUUUAUUGAUAAUUUAUACUUACAGUCUAUCAAUGUAUGUAUGUUUCGCGGGACCUUUCAUCAUUUUUGGUUCAUUAAUCAUGUCUUUAUUUUUAGCUGGGCCAUCCACUUCUCACUCUGUGGAGUCAGGCUCCAAUUUUGAAGAUGACCUCUAUGUGUGCCGGCAUUUAUAUGUGGGCGAAAUAUUGCCUAUGUACAAUUUACCUCGGCUUGUCAGGCAACUGGGAACCCGGGAGCAGUGUUUGGCUUUUGCUGAAGAGCAUGGGCUCAUUUUAGCCAACAAAAUGUGCCGUGUACACCGCCAGCUGAUGCGCCUGGAUUUGACGGCUAACACCACAGUUGGGGCCUUUGUAUGUAGCAGAGGGAGCUGUAGAGCCAAGUCCCGUACAUCAAGGGCCACAGGAACAUGGUUCGAGAAAUCAGGGUUGCUAUUGCCAAGGAUAUUUUAUUUAAUAUACUGUUUUGCACAUCGCAAGUCCCACGAAGAGGCCGUAUUCGAUGAUCCUCUUCGUGACGAAACAAAUACAUGCUUGUCCAGGGCCACCAUCACAGACUGGUACAGUUAUUGUCGAGAAGUUAUUGUAAUUUAUUAUUUAGAGACUCAACAAAUAAAAGGAAAAAUAGGUGGCCCUGGAAAAAUUGUACAAAUUGACGAAAGCAAAUUCGGCCGGCGCAAAUAUAAUAAAGGAAGACGAGUUGAAGGGCACUGGGUCCUAGGAAUGAUUGAAGAUGGAAGCGAGGACUUGCGCUUGGAGGUGUGCCCGGACAAUGUGCGGUCUGCAGAGGUCCUGGUGCCCCUGAUAAAAAAGCACGUGGAAGUGGGCACCACAAUCCACACAGAUUGCUGGCGUGCUUACGAUUGUCUGGCAGAGCACGGCUAUCACCAUAAAAAGGUCAAUCAUAGUGACCCGGACAAUCCAUUCGUUGCAGCAGAUGGGACUCACACUCAACGUAUUGAGUCCCAAUGGCGUGUCGUGAAAAGGUUUUUCUAUAAAGACAAUUACAACCAUCCCCAAAACUUUGGGGAUGUGAUUGUGGAGUAUUUGUGGAGAAGAAAUAUUAUGAAAAAUAAAAAAGAUCCGUUUAUCCAAUUAAUUGAGGCAAUUAAAUAUAUAUACAAACCUUAACCUCUGGUUUUAUUUAUGCAUCUUCAUAAUAUCACCAAAUUUCAUUCUUAUUUCUAGAAUACACUAGUUAGUGA